Messenger RNA from Culex pipiens pallens (northern house mosquito), 1741 nucleotides. RefSeq names its product protein RCC2 homolog. Bases 166 to 1593 code for a protein of 475 amino acids. Lineage: Eukaryota; Metazoa; Arthropoda; Insecta; Diptera; Culicidae. The transcript has 7 exons. The record is from RefSeq and is a predicted model, not a curated record.
UUUUUUUAGUUCGAGAGUUGAAACUAGUCGGUACUGUAAAAUCGAACUGCAAAAAGUGUAAAGCUGAUUCUCCGUGUAGAGGAUCUGACAGCUUGUUUAUUCUUGAAUUUUCGUGUAGUCGAGCAACAAAGGCUAUUCGCAACAAAAAAAUCGAUUAUCGUAGCUAUGUCGUCUAAACGCAAAUCUGAGCCGACAAAGAAAAGCGUUAAGCGGAAUAAAUCAAAAGUAGAGGACGAUUACGAAUCUGAUCUGAGCGAUGACGGCCAAAACAAUGCGAUUGUAACAGAGGUUCUGCUACAACCACACGAAGAGAUGGAAAUGUUACCAGAACCAUUACUUAAAACGUUUGAUAAGGAACCCGGCAGGUUACUGAUUGCUGGAAUGGUUACAUGGGAUAUGACUGGACGGAAAACUUCGGCGAAAGGAGUCAUGAAAAUCCGUCCUAAUUUGUACACAUUCCAUCGUUUUACAACUGAUAUGUAUCGUUCGGCAGUAAGCGGAUGUAGCUCGGCUCAUUCCGUUUUGAUAAACAUGAAUCGGAAAGCGCUAGCCUUUGGUCGUAACCAGCAUGGGCAACUUGGUCAGUCUGAUUUAGCAACAAUUGAAAAGCCGACUUUGGUCGCAGGUCUUGAGGAGUUCAAUAUUAUUCAGGCAGCUUGUGGUAGAAACCACACAUUGUUUCUUACUGAUACUGGCUGUGUCUACGCCUGUGGUGACAACAAGAGUGGCCAGUGUGGCGUCGGCAACACUCAGCCGAUUAUUUCUAAAGCUACACGCCUCAACUAUUCUGGACCACCAAUCAUCAAAGUUGGAUGCGGAGCAGAUUUUUCUAUGAUUUUGGAUAUUAAAGGUAACUUGUAUUCGUUCGGAUUGCCAGAAUACGGCCAGCUUGGCCAUAAUACCGACGGAAAGUAUUUCUUGACAUCCACUAAGAUGUCGUUUCAUUUUGAGACAUCACCAAAACAAAUUGUUUUGUACGUUGAAAAGACUAAAGAAGGUCAUGUUACCCCCAUGGAAGAUAUCAGAAUUGUAGACUUUGCAUGUGGCAAUAACCACUCGGUUGCCAUUGAUUCUAAAAAUCGAGCUUUCAGCUGGGGUUUUGGUGGUAUUGGACGCCUUGGACAUGCCGAACAAAAGGAUGAAAUGGUCCCAAGGUUGAUAAAGUUUUUCGACGUCCAGAAUCGAAAAGUACUACGUGUCUAUUGCGGGUAUUCGUACAGCCUAGCGACUACCGAUAUAGGAACUCUUUUUUUGUUUGGACAAAACAAAAAAACUGGUGAAGCCAACAUGUACCCUAAACCUGUUCAGGAUCUGGCAGGCUGGAAUAUUACCAGCAUUGGAACAAGCAACACAUCCAUUGUCAUUUCUGCAGAUGAUUCAUUGAUUGCAUGGGGGGCAUCGCCGACUUAUGGAGAAUUGGGUCUUGGAGAUCUUCAGAAAUCGUCUUCUACGCCGAAAACAGUCUCCAGGAUGGAAGGAAUGAAAAUAUCUCAGGUUUCUAUGGGAUAUUCGCACACCCUACUGCUAGCUAACGUCGAUCAUGAAUUUACCAAACAGAAAAUUGAAACAUUCCAAGAAUUCACUACGGAUUAAGUUUUGUUUUUGCGAUUCUCAACUAUUCAUUUCAGAGUAAAUGAUUCUCUCUCUCUGUCAACUCACAUCUAAAAGUAUCACCUUUUUUACCAUCAGAACUGAUUUUGUGUGUGGACUGAACUGCUAAUAAAACUCAAAUUUGAAAUAA